AUGGUUCAGUUCCUCAAGACUGCCACCAAGAAGCUUAUUUUGGGGAGCAAGUUAAGAAUCAUCAUCAUGAGUGGCAAAGAAGUUGAGCCAGUUGUCCUUCCAGAUGAUAUUCUUAUCUCUGGGCAUAUCACUCUCAUGCUAGACGAUGUGGAAUGUCACGCCUGGGUUGAACACGAUGGUGGCAGAAUAUUGCGUCUCUUUGUUCGAUCACCAUCGCCUCUUUCGGAACUGCGGUCAAGCAAUGGCCGAAUGGCGUGCCAAAUUACAAGAGUCUUUCGGUUGAUCUCAGGGCUCACCGGCGUGAAGAUCCAUCCUGCAUUCUUUGAGUCAACUUUAGUCGAGACCUUAAUCAUCAGGGGAUGGUACGAUGAGAAAAUUGGUCAAAUACAACCCGUCAGUCCAGGAAAUCUGGAUCCUCUUCUUAGACUUUGGCUCGCAGAAAGGGGGUUCACCGGUGAAAGCGACCUCCAACGCUUAACUGAAGCGGCUGGGGGGUCCCUCAGGCUUGGAAUUCGAAUUAUGUGUGCGAGCCGCCCAAACAAGGCACACAGAUCUAAGACCGCUGGCUUAGGGGUUCUUCCAUCCACGAAAACACAUGAUUGUGAUCACUGGCCCGACGAAAUCGUUUCUCGUGUCCAAGCUCUCUUCAAAGAGAAGGCCCCCCUCCUCUUCAUGAACAGCGAACGCAGUCAGUCCACAGAUGAAGAGCAGAACCAAGCAACGGAAGAUUCCUCUAUUGCCAAAGCUAUCGGGCUGGAUCUUUCUUCCCGAAACGCUCAAAAGUCCCCAAGUAUACCCGACUAUCUCACCCAAUUUGAUGAAGCGCAAAACAAGAUUGAUGGAUCUCAAAUCAACGCGGGUGUUUCGAGAACCCUCGAUGAAACCCAGUCAGAACCAAUCAGGUUGAUGCUAGGCUCAAGGCACCAAGGGUAUGGAGGGUUGCGGGCAGUGGGGUUCUACCAAUUCACUAUCCGCCACAUAGGAUUGUGCAUCGUUACUCAACUUCACCCAGAGUGUGGAUUUUGGAUUCAAGCGGAGCUUUCCCCUGUUGGUGAAAGGCAUCCGCACGUGUGGGCUACAGAAGCAACCCUCGAAGACCCUGGCUCUCGUUUGGCGAUUCGCGUUGGAAUACGAGGCUCUGAUGAUCGUGAAAUAGGCUUUGAGUAUCCCGCUUGUGAUGGCUGGGAAGCUUGUUACAAAGCGAAUCGGCUUGUCGAUGAGCUGCAUGGGGACAGCUGCUUCGAAAUUUCCAAAAGACCCCGGAGACACCUCGUUGUUGAUGGACGACAUAGGGGUCUGCUCCAAAGAUACCCCGAGCUUCAGAAAUAUGUGGGCGGGGCGUUCAAUGAUGAUGAUGGGAAUCUUGUCCCCGACCGACCUCAGCGACUAAGGAUAGGCAAGAAUUGGAAGAGCGAUGAAAAGCGUGAGGAAAGCGAGAAAGGGCCGGAAUAA
This is a messenger RNA of Penicillium olsonii, 1452 nucleotides long. Lineage: Eukaryota; Fungi; Ascomycota; Eurotiomycetes; Eurotiales; Aspergillaceae. The record is from the annotation of a GenBank genome assembly.